Molecule: messenger RNA, 1896 nt
Organism: Jatropha curcas
Lineage: Eukaryota; Viridiplantae; Streptophyta; Magnoliopsida; Malpighiales; Euphorbiaceae
Product: violaxanthin de-epoxidase-like protein
Biological process (GO): xanthophyll cycle
Molecular function (GO): violaxanthin de-epoxidase activity; magnesium chelatase activity
Source: RefSeq, a predicted model, not a curated record
UGUUUUAAGCCGUGCGAAGUAACAUCAUCAGUCUACAACAUUCGGUAGUCUGGACUUUAGACAGCUAUCACCUAUCCAUGUCUCUGGAAACAACACCACCUCUCAAUCUGAAAUCCGGUUUUUUGCUGAACCGCCGGUUCAUUGCGUCGAUGCACCCUUUUCCUCCGGCUAACCACCGCCGGUAUCCAGCUCCGAUGCAACUGUCAUUUCCUUUUCGCGCCAAAACUGUUAACCGUCAAGAAACUAACAUUCCCGCUGUUUUGGAGACGGCAAGUGUGGCUACGGAGAACCAAUCCGAUUCACCGGUGAGAAUUGUGGCCCUCGUCGGGAAAGGAAGCAUCAGCCCUUUAAAAUGCGCCACUUGGGAGGAGGUCAUGCUCCAUACUGCAAAAAGGUUAAAAUGGGUAGAUGAAGGGUAUGACAUGCUUGUGUUCACUGAUAACCUAUGCCAAUCUAAUAAUCAAACUGAAGCUCUGCAAAAGGAAUUGAGCCGUGCAGAUAUAUUACUGAUAGUUGCCAUUUCAAAUCAAGAAUCAGUCAAGUGGAUCCAAUCCAAUAGCAAAAGUGUUCAAAACAUAAUCUGCUUCGACUCAUCUCCGAAUCUUGCAAACAAACUAGGAGGAUAUUACAUUCAGAAUGAAACUAAUGGGACUUUAUUUGGAAAAAUUAUUGGAGUUUCUCGGUCUAAGAAAAUCAAGGAAUCAAUGGAAGUAGUGAAAACUGUAUGGGAAGCAUGGGACCGGCAUAAUUCAGAUGAUAUUAGGUUUUGUUUGUUGGUUAUAAUCAAUGCAUAUAUUAGACCAGUGCCAAUUUUGAAGAACCUAAGGUCAAAAGGUUUUUCCACCUUGAAUUGCAUGGUUAGGAACUGCGGGCCACAGAUACUAAACUGCCUAUUAGAUCCUAAAUGCAGGAAAGCUCUGCAAUGUUUGAACAACUGUAGUCCAGUUGAUCAAGUUUGUAAUUAUCGGUGUAUUGCUUCUUAUGAAAGUCCAAACCUAGAGGCGUUUUCUCUAUGUGUGUUGCAGAAGAACAAUUGUCUUGAAUUAGAUGCAAAAAUCCCAGAAAAGCCUUACGUGCCUCCGUUGGUUAAGUUUCAGGGAGAAGACUUGUGCCAUGAAAAAGCUGAGGAUCUUUUUGUGGGUUGGUUAGGGGAUCUUGGUUGGAGUUGGAGAGUUGUGGCAGGGCAAAACCCAGCUUACGAUCAAUUCCCGUGCCAGUACCAGUUGUUCUAUAGGGGGAAAGCAAAAGGAUCAUUUUGGUAUGAGCCAGUUUUCCAGGUUCAAACACUAGAGGGGGAAAUGGUUUGGAGGAGACGAAAAUAUCGAGUCAAGAGAGGAAAAACUCCCGGAACGUUUUACUUUAGUGUAUUAGAUAAUGGAGUUGUUUCAAAUGAGUUUUGGACAAUUGUGGAUGUGUCUGAUGAUUUUAGUUGGGGCUUGUUUCAUUACACUGGCGCUGCUCGAGUUGCUGGACAGUCAUAUACAGGGGCUGUGCUUGUUAGUGCAGAUGGAAUGUACCCAAAUGAGAAGGAAAAGAACAGACUGGUUUCUGCAUUGGCGAAGUGUGGGAUUAAAGAGUGGGAGCUUUUUACAGUUGAUAAUUGUUCAUGCCAAGAUCCUCCACUGGGAAUCCCAGAAGGCUCCAGUUUGCAUUCUAAAAUUGAAGUUAAAGCUGAGAACUGGAAAUGCACAGCUUUGUGAAUACAGGUGAAUGCUUUAAACUGAGACUCGAAAGAUUUAAUAGCAAUUAGAUUGGGCUUAUAAACUUUGAUUAAUUAGUCAUUUCAAAGAUUGUGUAAAAUGCAUUAUAUUGUUUAUACUUUCCGUUCUAAAAAGAUAGUUCACCCUCUAUUUUCAUACAGAUUAAGAAAUAACAGUUAUUAUGGUUAAAGGACAA